This is a messenger RNA of Aspergillus pseudotamarii, 1794 nucleotides long. Its product is annotated as fungal specific transcription factor domain-containing protein. Gene Ontology annotation, biological process: DNA-templated transcription. Bases 1 to 1794 code for a protein of 597 amino acids. NCBI's taxonomy places the organism in Eukaryota, Fungi, Ascomycota, Eurotiomycetes, Eurotiales, Aspergillaceae. The transcript has 12 exons. Gene Ontology annotation, molecular function: DNA binding; zinc ion binding. The record is from RefSeq and is a predicted model, not a curated record.
AUGCCUCCAACCGAACGAUCGAAGAAGAAAAGUCUUCGAGCAUGUGAACGGUGUCGGUCGAUGAAAUGGAGGAGGUUAGAGUCUCCUCCCGGGCGGUAUGUGACCUCUGCAGGCGCGGGGCAUCAGGUCCAGCCUCCAUUGAUAAGAAGUGAAGCUGUGGCAUUUUCCCCGACUCCCAGUGCAACGCCAUACCUGCCGCCGGAUGACCAGCGAACAGUUGGAUGGCAGACAACAGCCCACGACUCUCCUACACGUAAUGAUGGCAGAAGGGUUGACACUGGGGAGAGGCAAGAAUGCCAUGACUCGGAAUUUUCAAAAAAUCCAUUGGUGGACAAAGAGGAAUGGACCUUUGCUGCAACUCCAGACGGCCGAUAUUGGUAUAUGGGCCCGUCAUCCUCAUGGUCCUUCUGUCGUCGCGUCCUGGCCCUGUUAGGGAAGCGAGUUCCUGAAUCGAACUCUCCACCAGCUCCAUGGCAUCUGGAUGGCAUGGCAUUCAAGUUGCAAUGGAAGCAAGUAGCCCCCGAAGAAUUGCCUGAUGUCACCAAUCUACCGCCCCUAGAUUACGCGCUUUUUCUUUACAAUGCCGCCAAGUAUUAUCUCGCUUCUUUAUCCUUCCUGAUUGAUGAGACACUAUUCCUUCAAGAGUUGCACGAAUUUUACCGGGAUCCAGCAGCGAAGGCUGCCUCACCCUGCAUAACUCAAAGAAAUCCAUCUGGGUCUCCUGCUGGCCACCAGUAUGCAUCAAGCGCGAUGGCUUUAUUGCCAGAUUUGUCGGGCAUACACGAGGACCCUUUGACCUCGAUUCAAGCUUUGAGCCUAGCAGCAUUACAUGUACCGGAAGAGCUAGGUGGACCAGAAUUUUCCCAUCGCUGUCGGACUGUCUUUUGGGUAGUAUACAUGCUGGAUAGAGAGUUCUCUGCAUUGAUGGGGGGACCAAACUCUAUUCGCGACGAGGAUAUCACGGUGAGAUUACCUGCAGAUGUGGCUUCAACCGUAGAAAAUACCAACUUGACGUUGCAUGUUCGGCUUGCGCGCCUCAUGGCGCAAAUAUUGACAACUGAUCUCUCUCACGCUAUCACGGAAUUUCUGGAUAACAGUUUUCAUGGCAUGGUUGGCCGAGGCUCGAAGAUGGCAGUUAGACUGAUGCUAGCCCAACAUCAUUGUGUGGUUCUGACAACACGGCCGUUGGUUAUGUGUGCUCUCAAUAUGCACAUAGAUAGUGCAGAGAGACAGCCGUCGCAAAGCAUUUGCCUGUCGCCGCCCGUGGCAUCUCUCUUGCAAUGCUGCGCCGAUUCUGCACAGACCAUCCUUCAAACCCUUCGAUCAUUAGCUGACGAUGACUUGAUGGACGCAUUUUUACCGUUCCAAGUCGAGCACGCUUCUUCAUCUGCCUUUGUUUUGUACUUGAUCCGCUCAAUCGCACCCUCACUCAUUGCGAAUGAGUCCUGGUGUGAUAACCUUGACUGUGUUAUCGAAAAACUCAUCACAAAGGGCAACCUAGCGGCACCAUUCCGGAAGUUGGAACUGAAGCAUCUGGACCUUAUGCUGACACCGUUAACACCGAGAUCUGCAAGCCAUACAAUGCUUCCAGUAACUUCAGAUGAGAUCCAAGAUAACAAUGAUGAUACAUAUACACUGGACCAGGUGGACAUAGGAGAUGAAGUUGCGUGGGAUUUAAAUAAAAAUCUGAUCAUUUCCUCCAAUCUGCCUGGCUUGCAAUUCGAUAGGGAACCACUGUUGCUGUAUAGUGGAAACGCUCAGUUCAGCGCGGAAAGAAAGAUAAAGGACACUUGA